AUGUCGCCCGCAGCCAUUCAAGUCAAUCCCUCCUCCAAGUUACCGUCGCCCGGUUUCAAUGCCGGUGCGCGACCCUACCGCUCCCACAAAGUCCGCGCCUGUGAUCUCUGUCGCAAGCGCAAGUCCCGAUGUACUGUUGACAUUCCCGGACAAUCUUGUCUUCUAUGUCGUGUGCAGGGUGCCGAUUGUCACUAUCAAGAAGAAACCUCCGCGGAUAACUCAGUGCUGGGCCCCUCGGAAUCGAAACCGUCGUGGUCGGGAGCCCAGCCGGUCGAACCCGUGUCCGGGCACAAGCGCAAGCGAAGCCCCGACAGUUCGCCCACCUCCGGCCCUCAUAUUCUGACACGCCAGUCUACCAAUGGGCCAAGCCCCCAGGAUACCAGUUCCACCUCUGGACAUCGCGGAAGUGAAUCGCGACGCAAAGGAUAUAACGAUGAUCGGCACAACGAAUCAGUCCUUAUUGUCGGACCAAUGAUAGCAGAAGAUGCGCAGGUCAUUGAGAAGCACAUGCCUCCUGAACGAUCGAGUCUUUCCGAAGAACCUAAGAGCCACCCAUACAAUAUUUAUUCGAGUGAUCCUAGGAAGCCCGUGCUCUACACUACUAUCUCAAGGCGGAGAAUGGGUAUGCGUAUGGGGGUUCCACCGGGUGAGAAUCAAAAAGAGAUUCUAGAACAAAUCCUUGGUCCGUUUAAACAUGACCUUGUGAGACUAUUUAUCGACCGAUUCAACACCGCAUUUCCUAUCUUCGAUGGUGAAGCCUUUUGGGAGUCUUAUAUCACCGAAGAUAUGGAGGACCCCCCAGCCUCGCUUAUAUGCCAGGUUUAUUCAAUGUCCCUUGUUUAUUGGAAGCAUACACCGAAGCUAGCGUGCCAUCCGAAGCCAGACGUACGAUACGCCGUGAACAUGACCGUUGCGGCCUUGCACGAGGAGUUUUCUGCGCCUGGAUUGUCCACGAUUAGUGCCGCACUGAUUGAUUUGACGGGACGACCAAUCUUCUCAAUGACAGGGAAUGCCAUUAGCUGUGGUCGUAUGCUUUCUCUGGCCAAUUGCCUUGGUUUGAAUCGAGAUCCAUGUUUGUGGAAGCUCUCCGAGCAGGAAAAGAAUCAACGAAUUCGACUCUGGUGGGGAGUAGUGAUCCACGAUCGUUGGGGUAGUUUUGGUCAUGGUGUGCCUCCGCAGAUCUCCAAGACUCAAUACGAUGUUCCUCUUCCCACUGUUGACAGUUUAGUGCCCGCAAGCAUUCGCACUACAGAGCGUGUGAGAGCGGCACAUUGUCACAUUGCCUUGUGUAAAUUGACGGAGAUCUUGGGCGAGCUUUUACCCCUUGUAUAUGGACUCAAAGCCAAGUUGGCGCGUGAGACCUCCAAACAGAUCAGACAAAUUCGAACGGAGUUGGAUUUAUGGGAAGAUUCCCUUCCCGACUGGCUGAGAUCGCCAGACAAUAACGCCCGUGGUGAACAAGUUUCUGCAUCAAGCAGUCUACAGCUAGCAUUUUUGGCAGUCAAGAUGCUUGUGAGCCGUGUGGAGUUGAAUGAGGUCAACAAUGCAGAAAUAGAUAACCCGGAAGCUCGUCGCUACUUUAAAACCGAAUGCCGACGAUCAGCAGAGGAGAUCGUACGCUUCAUCACAUCUCUCCGAAAAGAGAACUUCAAGGAAUUUUGGCUACCAUAUAGCGCCUUUCACCUAACUUCCACCGCCACUCUCCUUGUCCGAUGUGCUCUCGAAACCAAUGACGCUGAGGUUGCCCGUUCCUGUCUCGCCAACGUCGAGACUCUGCGUGCCGUUCUUCGUCGAGUCCGGGAAGAAGAAGACUGGGAUGUGGCUGAUAUGUGCCUUGACCACUGCGAACGAAUCAUGCAUCGUCUUCCUGGUACUAGCUCCACGAUGGACCAGCCAUUGAGUGCCUCCAUGGCUGAUAACGGACUGGUCAACCCAGCUGCAAUCUCACUACCGGAGACACAAACAAACAACGAUAUCGUCGAUGAUAUGAUGUCUAUAUCCAAUACGUUUGGCACAAUGGAUGGCUUCCCCUUUGAUAUGACAGGUAUCUGGGAUGUGUCUGUUUUCCAAGAUGUCAACCUGUCUUAG
This is a messenger RNA of Penicillium odoratum, 2088 nucleotides long. RefSeq names its product putative C6 transcription factor. The transcript is spliced from 4 exons. Gene Ontology annotation, cellular component: nucleus. Gene Ontology annotation, molecular function: DNA binding; DNA-binding transcription factor activity, RNA polymerase II-specific; zinc ion binding. NCBI's taxonomy places the organism in Eukaryota, Fungi, Ascomycota, Eurotiomycetes, Eurotiales, Aspergillaceae. Gene Ontology annotation, biological process: DNA-templated transcription. The coding region runs from base 1 to 2088 and encodes 695 amino acids. The record is from RefSeq and is a predicted model, not a curated record.